This is a messenger RNA of Manis pentadactyla (Chinese pangolin), 4980 nucleotides long. It is a transcript of the gene ZNF572, whose product is annotated as zinc finger protein 572. Lineage: Eukaryota; Metazoa; Chordata; Mammalia; Pholidota; Manidae. The coding region runs from base 472 to 2388 and encodes 638 amino acids. The record is from RefSeq and is a predicted model, not a curated record. The transcript is spliced from 3 exons.
AAGAAGGUAGGAAGGAAAGUGAACACCAGAGAAGGGCUUGUUUUAAAUAGGAAGGACCAAUCCUCUGUUGAACAGAAGGGAAGAAAGAGGGUAGCGGGGCUGCAGUCUUAAGAUUUGUAUAUUUGAUAUGGGGGAGAUGAAGGGAUUGGCUUCUAUUUUCUCUGUAAUGAAAGAGGUGAGUUUGCUUCUCCGGGUGUUAUUAAUAAGGGUGUCUUGUAAACUAAUUGCUUUAUAUAUGGAAGGAUGCCUGUUUCACAGAUAGGUGUGUGUGUGUGUGUGUGUGUGUGUGUGUGUGUGUGUGUGUCUGUGUGUCUGUGCGUCUCGGUUCACAGCGGUGGAAACAGAAACAACAGCCGCUUAGGAAAUAAUUCAUUUUUAUUCUAAUGGUGAUGAUAAAUCCGAUGAUGCUCUGAUGGCAAGGGAAAGUACAAGCUCCAGUCGGGCCCCUACUGUAAGGAUUCUGUGUGAGGAAUGAGAAUCACCGCGCGCCAACACCAGAGGGCACAAGGCACGGCGAUCCACCAGCGCGCUCCUUCUGGUCCAGGACCCUGCGGGUUAAGAUCAACGAGAGCGAGCCUGCACCGUUUCCUAGAGAGGCUCGGGCCAAGCCGGGGAGGCGGGGAAAUUUCCCAUUUCCGUGCCCCGGGUUUGCGAGUGUGGGACCCUCGGGUGGUGGGGUCAGAGGGAGUCGAGGCUCCUUCCUCCCGGAGCGCUGGGCCUGCUGGGGGUGCAGGGCGCCUUUUGGGUAGCGCCCAGAACAGAUUUGUGAUCCCUAACCUGGCUGUGAGCCCUGUGAUGGAGAAAGAACAAAAACUAUUGGUCUCAGAUUCUAAUGGCUUCAUGGAAAGCGAGAAUUUGAAAAGCCCUUUUACAGGAAAUGAAAGGAAGGAUAAUUUGGAAACCAUUCAACACAAUAACUCUAAAGGAGAUCAACUUAAAGAGAGAGCUGCAAAAUGGUCUAAAAGAGAUGACCCACAAAAUUGUAAGCAGGACGAUACAAAAGAAAUUCCAUUGAUGUGGUCCCAAAGAGAUGAGAUUUGGUGUGAUGAUUCCUAUGAGAACAAUGACAACCCACAGAAUCAAGGAAAUUCAACAGGAAAAGUGAAGGAGAAACCCAAUCAGUGGGGAUGGGACCCAGAACACUGCAUUGCUUCUGUCCAGCAGAACUCAUCUUUCAGAGACAAACCUUACAAAUGUUCCGAAUGUUGGAAAAGUUUCAAUAAUAGUUCUCAUUUGCGUACACACCAGAGGACCCACUCAGGAGAAAAACCUUAUAAAUGCUCUGAGUGUGGGAAAUGCUUUAGUAACAGCUCUCACCUGAUUCAGCAUCUGAGAACACACACAGGAGAGAAGCCCUAUCGGUGUGGAGAAUGUGGGAAAAGCUUCAGCAAUACCUCACAUCUUAUUAUUCAUGAAAGAACUCACACAGGAGAGAAACCCUAUAAGUGUCCUGAGUGUGGGAAGAGUUUCAGUAGCAGCUCUCACCUCAUUCAGCAUCAUAGGUCACAUACAGGUGAAAAACCAUAUGAAUGUCCUGUUUGUGGGAAAUGCUUCAGCCAUAGUUAUGUCCUAAUAGAACAUCAGAGGAUUCACACUGGAGAAAAACCUUAUAAGUGCCCCAACUGUGGGAAAAGUUUUAGUCAGAGUUCCAGCCUGAUUCGCCACCAGCGGACACACACAGGUGAGAAGCCCUACAAAUGUCUUGAGUGUGGAAAAAGCUUUGGUUGUAAUUCUACUCUAAUAAAGCAUGAGAGAAUACAUACAGGAGAAAAACCCUAUCAAUGUACAGAAUGUGGGAAGAAAUUCAGUCGAAGUUCAAGCCUUAUUACACACCGGAAAACGCACAUAGGAGAGAAACCCUAUGAAAGUUCUGAAUUUGAAGAAAGUUUGAGUCAAAAUGGCAGUAUAAUAGGAGAAUGCAGAAUCCAGCCAGGCGAGAAGCCAUAUAAAUGUUGUGAAUGUGGAAAGAGCUUUGGCCUCAGCUCCCAUCUCAUUAGACAUCAGAGAACACAUACAGGAGAAAAACCUUACAGAUGUUCUGAGUGUUGGAAAACUUUUAGUCAGAGUUCCACGUUGGUGAUUCACCAAAGGACUCACACAGGAGAGAAACCUUAUAAAUGUCCUGAUUGUGGUGAAUGCUUCAGUCAAAGCUUUAACCUUAUCAGGCACCGGAGGACACACCUAGGAGAAAAACCUUACAAAUGUACUGACUGUGAGAAAUGUUUCAGCAGAAGUGCCUACCUCAGUCAGCAUCGGAAAAUUCACAUAGAAAAGCCUUUUGAGUCUCCUGAAGUUGAAGAUUUUCCUCAUAAAUGGACUUGGAAAAACUGUUUAGGGGGAAUGGCCCUCAUUUCUUCAUUUUCAGUUCCCGAUUUUUCUUCCUCUUGAGUGCCAAAAGCCUGUUUUGUUUCCCCUUUUUUUAUUGGACCAUGACAAUUAAGGUGUUCUCUGAUCAUGGUGCUAUGAAGUUUAGAGGAUGGGAAGGCCCAGAUCACCAGGUCAUUGGAUCUGCCCAGGGAGAGUACUGCCACAGAUGGAGAAGAUUUUAUUUUUUUAUUUUUAAGGAAGAUAGGAAUAGCAUCAAAGGAAAACAUGAGAAAUCCUGGGAGUGAAGACACCUGAGAGCUUGAAGCUUAGAUUGCCAUUGAAUUCCCUUAUUUCCUCAUGCCUGAUUUGGUGGCAAUAAAUCAUUACCCCUCAGGGAUUUACUCAGAGAAAGAUUCUUUUUGAACAAAUAAUGUGAUUUCCUGGCUGUUUUGUUGUGUCUUAAAGAAAUGAGUGUUUUUUUUAAAAAUGCAUUUUUAUUUGCUGAAAAUUAAUAUCUAGAACUGCAUUGUCCAAUGAUAGUUAUUUAAAUUUAAAUUUACAUUAAGAUCAAAAGAAAUUUAAAAUCCAGUUCCUUAUUUGUACUAGUCACAUAUGACUAGUGGCUGCUUUAUUGGAUAUCACAAAAAAGGUUUUUCUUUCAAGGUCAUCGUUCUUGGCAGAUUCAUAAAAAUUUCCUAUAAGACUGUAUGAAAUGUGCUAUGGUGUUUCUGGUUUCCAGGAGGAAUUACAAUAUAGUGUAGAAAUAGGCUAGAGUUUUGAAGGCACUGGGUCUAGAGAUUGGCUAUUCUAAUAAUUGUAGAUUUUAUGUUCAACCCAUCUUGGUUAUCUAGUGAUACCCCGUUGUCUUGGCCAAAGCCAGAUUAGGAGGUAGGAUUCAUAAAUUCUGUUUUUUAAAUUGUUGAUAAAUUGUCCGUUCCCCCAGUUUUUCUAUUACAUGUUUUCUUGUCAGAUCAGAAACUGGGUUAUUUUUCUAAUAAUCCACCCACUGAGUCUGAGCCAGUGUGCACGGACAGUUUGGCAUUGGAAACUGAGAUUCCUUACUUCUAGUUUCUGCAGUGUUCUUUUGUCUCUUUCAUGUGGUGUAUAGAUCUGAUAACUCAGACCUGUUCUCCCUGCUCAUCUGUCCAAUAUGUUUGUAAAGUGUUAAGAUAUUUCCUAUACUCCCAACCUCUAUUUUUUUCUGCCAGUGCAAAAGGUAGAUGUGUAGGAAGGUCAAGACUCCUUAGUUGUCGAGGAUUUUUUUUCAUUUUAUGAUUCUAAGUAUAUCAUAUGCAGAACAUGUAGUUACAAAUUGGGAGUGUGGAGCUGCUGCAAAGGCCAAGAUCUGGCCAGUAACUGAACUGCAUGGGAUUAUUUCUUCUUUCAUGACUGUAGUGUGCCUGAUAUUGGCAAGGUAAUCGUGUCUUUCUGUACUGUUACAAAAUUUUAAAAUAAUGCAAAAGAGCUAACCAAUAAAGGUAUUUAAGUAGUAUUUGGGGUGAUUUUCUGCUUUCAAACACUGGGAGAACAUUAUUGGGCAUCACUGGCUUUUAUGUGACCCUCACCUAAGCAUCUUUUUACCUUUGUAUAUUAUGUUGCAUUACCCAAAUUGUCUUAACCUAUAAUACCUGAGGACAAGUGUUCAGAACUAAGAAUUUGAUAUUUGAAAAUUAAAUUUGGGUGUUUGCUGUUGGGGCUGAUAUUCAAUUUCAAGGCAGUAAUUGCUGUUGGGGUGGGGGGUGCCCAAUUAUGAGCCACAUUAAGUGUGGCAAGUAACUACUCUGUCCCUGUUUUCUCAUCUGUAAAGCAGAGAUAUUGAGGACCUUGCAGGGCUUCUGUAAGGACUAGAUAAAUGUUUGCAAAGCAGCUAGCACAGUGCUUAAAGCGUAACAGGGUCUACAUAAGUUGUAAUUGAUCAUUAUUAAUUGAAACAAAUUGAAAAAUGUCCUCCACAUAUUUUCUAAGCAGCAAUACAGCCACAACUUGUUCUAUCGCAGAUUUUUUAUGACCAACCUCAGUAACACUGAGGAAUAAGUUAUGUAAAAGCACAAGACUAUGUUGUGUUUCACAUUGGCAGACUGUUCAAACACUUUGAUUUGAUUCAGCUUGUUGAAAAUUUUUAUUGUUCAUGAAACAAAAGACUCAGUUUUAAGUCAGGUAAGAGCAAAAUAGCAAGUUCAAUUUAAGUUAAUUUGUAACUGAAAAGCUUAACAACAGGUAGUUUAUGUCCUGUCAUCAUCACCUACACUAUUGCCCACAAUUACAUAAAACCUAUUUCAUAGACGUUGAUGUGUAUAGGAAUAGAGACAUUCAAAUUUUAGGUGUGUUAAGAUGGGCUUCAUUAGUAAAACAAUUUGGCAAGAAUCAUUGUCUCUUGGGAUUGAAAACUAGAAAAACGAAAGACAUUUGUGGUUUAUGGUGGAGAGCAUAACAUAGUCAAAUUUAACCAUAUUUGAUGUCUUUGUCUCUAUUCAUUAAUCAGCAAAUACGUUCCUUGUUUAGCUCCCCAAGAAGUAUUUUUGUAUUCUCUAUUUCUCUUGCCAUCACAAAGGAUUCAGCAACUGAAUAAAUAAAGCAUGCUUACUUACAAGUGAUUUGUUUCAGUUUCUUUUUAACUGAAGGCAAGACUCCUAUGUUCAUUUUUUGCUACUCAAAGAAGGGGCUUAUAUGUGU